Messenger RNA from Culicoides brevitarsis, 404 nucleotides. RefSeq names its product DNA-directed RNA polymerase III subunit RPC10 (gene Polr3K). Gene Ontology annotation, biological process: termination of RNA polymerase III transcription; DNA-templated transcription. NCBI's taxonomy places the organism in Eukaryota, Metazoa, Arthropoda, Insecta, Diptera, Ceratopogonidae. The coding region runs from base 75 to 404 and encodes 109 amino acids. The record is from RefSeq and is a predicted model, not a curated record. Gene Ontology annotation, molecular function: zinc ion binding; nucleic acid binding. Gene Ontology annotation, cellular component: RNA polymerase III complex. The transcript is spliced from 2 exons.
UUCCAAACGUGCUUUUGUUUACUUGAAAGAAAUCCGGAAAUUUCAUCAUAAUUUUUGGGAAUUUCACACCGGAAAUGUUAUUUUUCUGUCCGACGUGUGGAAAUUUGCUGCUAAUUGAGGAAGACACAACCGGAGGAAAUCGCUUUUCGUGCAACACUUGUCCGUACAUUUGUCGCAUCACCAAAAAAAUUUCUUAUCGUACUUAUCCGAAACUCAAAGAAGUUGAUCAUGUUAUGGGCGGCAAAGCUGCUUGGGAGAACGUAGAUUCCACAGAUGCUGAAUGCCCAAAGUGUUCCCAUAAACGCGCCUACUUCAUGCAAAUGCAAACGCGUUCCGCCGACGAACCAAUGACAACUUUUUAUCGCUGCUGCAACGAAAUUUGUGCUCACAAUUGGCGCGAUUAA